GGCUGGGUUUUCAGUUCAGUUCAGGAAUAAGUUAACAUCCAAAUGGAAGUUGUCGCGGAGAAGAACACCAGAGUGCAGUCACUUGCACAAGAAGAUAAACCGGAAGUGCCUCGUGAGUACAUACAGAAGACUGGAAACCGACCUGAGUUGCUAUUGUCUAGUUCAAAUGAAAACAAGUCAGUCCCGUCUGUGGAUCUUUCUGGAAACAACUUCAGGGAGGAGCUGAGUCAAGCAUGCAGGGAAUGGGGCGUCUUUCAUGUGAUAAACCAUGGUGUUCCUGAUCUCAAAUUGUUGAAUGACAUGAGAAGGAUUGGACGUGCUUUCUUUGAAGAUCUUCCAAUGACAGAAAAGCUUAAAUAUGGUUGCAAAGCAAAUGCUCCUGCUUCGGAAGGGUAUGGAAGCCGAAUGUUGGUUGCGUCAGAUGAUGCUGUAUUGGACUGGAGAGACUAUUUUGAUCAUCAUACCUAUCCUCUUUCACGUCGAGACCCUUCUAGAUGGCCCAAUAUUCCCUCAAAUUACAGGGAGAUUGUAUCUGAGUACAGUGACAAUAUGAAGACACUUGCUCAUAGGCUCAUGAGCUUAAUCUCGGAGAGUCUGGGAUUACAAUCUUCGUGCAUUGAGGAAGUUGUGGGAGAAGUGUACCAGAAUAUAACAAUCAGUUAUUACCCACGUUGUCCUCAGCCCGAUCUCACCCUAGGGCUGCAAACUCACUCGGACAUGGGAGUUGUGACUCUUCUUAUACAAGAUGAUGUUGGAGGUCUCCAAGUUCUCAAGGAUGGUCAAUGGAUAAACGUGCAAACUCUGCCCGAUGCAAUAGUUGUCUUACUGGGGGACCAAACCGAGAUCAUUAGUAAUGGAAAAUAUAGAAGUGUGGAACAUAGGGCUGUAACAAAUAACAACAGGGCGCGACUCUCAAUAGCCGCGUUUCAUGACCCUGCAAAAGAUGCCAUCAUUCGACCAGCUUGUGAAUUGAUUAGCGAUUCUUUACCGGCAAGAUAUUACCAAGUUUGUUAUGGUGAUUAUGUUGCAGCAUGGUAUACAAAAGGUCCUGAAGGGAAAAGGAAUAUUGAUGCUCUUCUACUAUAACAGCAAAAAGAGCGAUGUUUGAUUGUUAUUUUGCAUCAAACUGAGAUUGAGCGAAAGGAAGCUGUUGAACAACCAGUUUAUGAUGAAUGACGAGACUGGGAAGGAAAGGAAAUAAAGAUUCAGCAAUAAUUAUGAUGGGUUUGGUUUGGUUGUCUGAUAAAUAAUGUCCAAUGUAAAUGAGUUGUUUGUGAAGAUUUUUAGUAGGUUUCUUUUACUAUUUCAGUACAUAAGUUUGUGUUGUGUUAUGUUGAUGCUGAGGCCUAAAACCAAACAUGUUGUCUGUCCUCUUUGUCUGUCUGAAAAACAGUGAUUAUAACCUAAGUUAAACCUUUGUGUGA
Molecule: messenger RNA, 1424 nt
Organism: Impatiens glandulifera
Lineage: Eukaryota; Viridiplantae; Streptophyta; Magnoliopsida; Ericales; Balsaminaceae
Product: jasmonate-induced oxygenase 4
Exons: 5
Coding region: 43-1086 (347 amino acids)
Source: RefSeq, a predicted model, not a curated record